GUUCACAUGAGAAUUCACACUGGAGAAAAACCGUUCACUUGUGAUCAGUGCGGGAAGAGUUUCACUCAAUCAUCAAGCCUUAAGAUACACAUCAACAUCCACACUGGAGAAAAACCAUACAAGUGUUCACACUGUGACAAGAGAUUCAGUCAGUCAGCAAAUCUGAAAACACAUGAGAGGCUCCACACUGGAGAAAAACCAUUCACUUGUGAUCAGUGCGGGAAGAGUUUCACAGUAAAAGGAAGCCUUACAGAGCAUAUAAGAGUUCAUACUGGAGAGAAACCAUUCACUUGUGAUCAAUGCGGGAAGAGUUUCACAAAAUCAUCAGCCCUUAAUGAACAUAUGAUCAUCCACACUGGAGAGAAGCGGCACACAUGUGAUCAAUGCAGCAAAACAUUUUUGAGAGCUUCAGUCCUGAAGAAACACCAGAGAAGGAUUCACACUGGAGAGAAACCUUACAAGUGUUCACACUGUGACAAGAGAUUCAGUCAUUCAUCAAAUCUGAAAACACACGAGAGGAUCCACACUGGAGAGAAACCAGUCAAUAAAUCUUUCACCUGCACUCAGUGUGGAAAGAGUUUCACACACAAAAGAAGUCUUGAUGUUCACAUGAGAAUUCACACUGGAGAAAAACCGUUCACUUGUGAUCAGUGCGGGAAGAGUUUCACUCAAUCAUCAAGCCUUAAGAUACACAUCAACAUCCACACUGGAGAAAAACCAUACAAGUGUUCACACUGUGACAAGAGAUUCAGUCAGUCAGCAAAUCUGAAAACACAUGAGAGGCUCCACACUGGAGAAAAACCAUUCACUUGUGAUCAGUGCGGGAAGAGUUUCACAGUAAAAGGAAGCCUUACAGAGCAUAUAAGAGUUCAUACUGGAGAGAAACCAUUCACUUGUGAUCAAUGCGGGAAGAGUUUCACAAAAUCAUCAGCCCUUAAUGAACAUAUGAUCAUCCACACUGGAGAGAAGCGGCACACAUGUGAUCAAUGCAGCAAAACAUUUUUGAGAGCUUCAGUCCUGAAGAAACACCAGAGAGUUCAUACAAAGGAGAAGCCACAUUCAUGUAAUUUGUGUGGAAAGAGUUUUUCAUGUCUACAAAAUUCAAAAGUACAUCAGAAAAUACAUACUGCUGUUAGAGAUUACAUGUGCUUUGAGUGUGAAAAGACUUUUACUUCAGCAAACUGUUUAAAACGGCACCAGAGGAUUCACACUGGAGAGAAACCUUACAAGUGUUCACACUGUGACAAGAGAUUCAGUCAUUCAUCAAAUCUGAAAACACACGAGAGGAUCCACACUGGAGAGAAACCGUAUCACUGCACUGCAUGUGGGAAGUGUUUCAUUCAAUUAACUUCUCUACGCAGUCAUACAAAAAACUAUCACAACAAGUAGAUCAUCUUCAGAUCCAGAACUUUCAGGUCUGAUGCUGCAUUAAUGCAUCAAGCAAUAAAAUAUCAUCUGGAUAAAUCUGUCCUAACCAGACAUUACAAGUGACAUGACAAAGAAACAUUAUCUAAAGUUUUCACGGUGAAUAAAGUUCAUCUUCAAAACC
Messenger RNA from Sinocyclocheilus grahami, 1549 nucleotides. Its product is annotated as zinc finger protein 658B-like. Gene Ontology annotation, biological process: regulation of transcription by RNA polymerase II. Gene Ontology annotation, molecular function: RNA polymerase II cis-regulatory region sequence-specific DNA binding; DNA-binding transcription factor activity, RNA polymerase II-specific. The record is from RefSeq and is a predicted model, not a curated record. The transcript is spliced from 3 exons. NCBI's taxonomy places the organism in Eukaryota, Metazoa, Chordata, Actinopteri, Cypriniformes, Cyprinidae. The coding region runs from base 7 to 1389 and encodes 460 amino acids.